GUGCCUCGGUUGGUGAAGAGAUCUUGCAAGCUGUCAGUGGGAUGGACCAAACCAACAGCAGCAGUAACGGUGGAUAUGGACCUCGUCCCCCACCGUACAACCACCAGGAGUCCAAAGAGGGGACUUACACAGGGGUCAGCUAUCAGGUAGGGAAAGGAAAUGUCAUGGUGGUGUCCCCUCCCGGCCUCUAUGAUAACGUGGUCCUUUCUGAGGGAGCAGCAGGAGGCCCCCAGCAGUUCACUGAAGCUCCACCUGAAUACUCUUCCGGCUUGGAGGAGAGCGGCUUCAGCGACGCUGUUAUACGAAGAGGUUUCAUAAGGAAAGUCUACUUGACCUUGAUGAUUCAGCUGCUGGUGACAGUCGGGAUCAUCUGUGCUUUUCUUUACUGGGUCACUCUCCGGGAAUGGGCGUUGGACACCUACUGGCUCUCCUACUGCAUGAUGGCAGUGGUGAUGGUGCUCAUCGUGGCCUUGUCCUGCUGCAACAACCUCCGUCGUCGAGUCCCCCUCAAUUUCAUCGCCCUGGGCCUGUUUACUGUCGCAGAGGGCCUGAUGCUCGGAUCUGUGGCAGUGUACUUUGAUGCUGAAGCAGUUCUGUGGGCUGUGGGGGCCACGGCGCUGGUGUCCUUUGCCUUGACUCUGUUUGCGAUGCAGUCAAAGUGGGACUUCACUGCAGCAAAUGGCAGCCUGUGGGUGUUCGCCUGGACCCUCUUCUCCUUUGCAAUGCUCUGUGCCAUCCUGCGCUCUCAGUAUCUUUACAUCGUGUACGCCUGCCUGGGAACUCUGCUGUUUUCCUUGUACCUGGUGUUCGAUACCCAGCUCAUCCUGGGCGGGAAACACAGAAAGUAUGAGCUGUCUCCUGAGGAGUAUGUGUUCGCUGCCCUGAACCUCUAUUUGGACAUUGUCUCCCUGUUCCUGCUCCUGCUGCAGCUCAUCGGCCUCUGCCGCUGACACAACACGCCAGGACUCACAUCCCAUAAUCAACACAGAGACACAAGACGACUGCUUUUGUUAAAAUAUCAAAAUCUACAACUGGAUUACAUGUUUCUACAAUGAUACUGAACUAGGAUUGACAAACCACUUGACACUCUUGUUAUCAUAUUUGCGCAGUUCUUUCUCUUGAUGUUCACACAUCAAAGUGAAAGUUAUUAUGCACUGGCAUUUUAUUAAGUGAUUUUCCCAUUUGAUUUUUAUUCUGCUGUAAAAUAUGUUGCCACCCUUAAAUCAAAAUUCAGCCUGCUUAAUAUGCAUUUCAUUAAAGUUAACUUAACUGUUGUUUUUAUUUCCAGUGUUCUGAAACAAGAAGCUGUGAUGGAAGGCGAACAAAGAGAAA
Molecule: messenger RNA, 1332 nt
Organism: Hippoglossus stenolepis (Pacific halibut)
Lineage: Eukaryota; Metazoa; Chordata; Actinopteri; Pleuronectiformes; Pleuronectidae
Exons: 10
Coding region: 42-950 (302 amino acids)
Cellular component (GO): membrane
Source: RefSeq, a predicted model, not a curated record